CCAAUCGGAGGACUCGCCGAGUACCAGGGUGGUUUACACCCUCAGUAACGCGCCGACCGCCGUCAGAGUCAGAAGUCAGUGAAUUUUCGUUGUCGCGUUUUAAUGUAAAUUGAAGGAAAGAACAACAAAAAAAAUAUAUAUAUAUUUUUAUCAAACGAAUAAAAAAUUUUUCACAAUUCGAAGCGAGCGUGAAAAAAUUUUUAGUGCCAUCGACAAUUACUCGACGGGUGACCCAUCUGUUGAUUAUUUUUUUUCAAUGACUAAAAGAUCAACAGGUUAACGCGGUGAAAACUCGCCCUGUUGUCUCAAACGUUUCUCUCUCGCAUGUAUUUUGUAACAUAGCAGUGAGAGGUAUGAGAAUUAAAAAAAAAAUUAAAUUAAUUACGUAAAGUACAAGCGUCUAUUUAUUUGCUUGUUAAUUAACGGAAUCUGAAUUUCGACGAAGCCGAGUGCGUCGCGACGCCUUUUACCCGGGUCGAACAUUGGCUGGUCUUCUGUUUGUUUAUUAUUCUAUAAUUGUUCGUUCGGGAGUUCAAUCAAUUAUCGAAGGGCGCUUAUCGGUUUACUUAACCUCUAUAGGUAUAGGGCUUACGCGGAUGAGAAAUUGUAUUUAUUUAAUGACAAAGUCAACGGCCAAGUCGUACUAAACGUUUUCGCGUGGAGUGUCGCGCGGUGGAUAUUAAAAUUCACUUGGGGACUCCGAUUAAUUCCGUAAUGUAAACUGGACCGAUUAACAUUGCUAAUCCUUUAAAAGGGACCGUAACGUUGAGAAUUUGGAUAGGAGUGACAAUGGGUGACGGUAGCUUAAUAAAGAUGCCUUUUAUUUAUGACACCGACUGACUGCACGAGAUCAUCCUUGGGUGGGACAUGAGGUGGGUGGCGGGCAGUGGGGGAGGGGGAGGAAUAAUGAGGAUAAUAAAGAAAUUUUGAAAUAAUAAAAUUGAUCAAAUUCAAAUUUUACAUGGCGUGACGUAACGUCGUGGAAGAUAAGAAGUGACAAUAGAAGGGAAAAAGUGAAUUUUCAAAAAUGGCUGUAAACAGUCCAGGACCUUAUACCAAGUCACCGAAGAGUCCCAGACAGCUGCCCCAGCUUCCAAUAUCAAAUCAAAGAAGUCCCACCCAAUUCAACAAGUCCCCGAGUACCCCGAGAGUCUUCGAAUUUCCAUCCGAGUACUAUCCCGAGACGCCAAAUACUAAUUUUGACUUCGAAGAUUUCGGGAGGGUCGACCGAAGUCCAAGUUACUUGGGUACGUCUGGCCCGAAGAGUCCCAAGAGCCCGAACGAUUAUAACUCGCCGGGCCAGAAGAAGGAUUCGGUUUUUCAAUUUUGCAAACCCCACAAGACUUUUGGCAAGACUCUGAGCUACCCGCCCAAGAGUCCCAUUUCGCCAUGCGUGACCAGCAGGUCCCCGAGCUCUUUGAGCUUCGGUCAAAAAAGUCCGAAACACUUUGACCGCAGACGCAACUCCUGCUUCAAUUUCGGACUGAAAAGUCCCAUGUCGCCUACCAUUGUCACCUCGAGCAGUGGACGCAGCCCGACCGGUCCCAAGUAUCCGGAAGUCGACAAGAAGAAGGCCCAAGACACCGGGUCCAAGUAUCACAACAAUGGACCGCCGAAAAGUUGCCGGGUCGAUAUGGACGAUAACGAGAGUCCCAAGGUCACGAAGAUUGGCGGAGCCUUCAACAGGAGCCAAGGAUGCUUGAACGAUAAGGUCAAACCGGAAAGGACCAAAGCUACCAGAAAUAUAUCUCGACGGUCCACGAGCGACCUCACGGACUUGGGGGAUGCUGAGACUGAGAUUACGAUACUUUCCAGUCCGCGUAGAAGAGGCUCCAUGAAGGGAGGACUGGCCUACCUAGCCUCCAGACGUGGAUCCAGGGACAGCCAGGUAUCAAACGUCUCGAAUUUAAGUAAUGAGGAUGUGGGCCCUCUGAACUUCAAUGCUCAUCCUCGUGGACGUCAGCGAAGGACUUCCAAUUUUCUCGAGCUACCCGUACCGGAUCACAUCAGGGCAAGAGUUCACAGUUUACCUGAAAAGGCCUAUAACCCACGAGCCGGUGACGAUCUGUACAGAUUGCGGGAAUUCAGCAUCACACACAAGGGGGUUGUGAAUCGCGGUGACUCCAUAAUAUCCAGACGAAGCAGAAGCAAUACGUCAGUGAACAGCAGCAGAAAUAGCAAUGUAUCCGGCGAGAGAUCACCCUUCGAAGGUUCCUGCUGUAGCGGCCAGGGUGGCGCAGCUGAAAGUCUCGAGAGCGACGUAGAGGAUAUACCGAAGUACAGGGUGAUCCUGCUGGGUGAUUCGGGGGUGGGUAAGACCGCCCUGGUCUCGCAAUUUAUGACCAGCGAGUACAUGAACACCUACGACGCCAGCUUGGAUGACGAAUUCGGCGAGAAAACCGUGUCAAUUUUGCUAGACGGCGAGGAGUCGGAAUUGACGUUUAUCGAUCACCCGCAUAUCGAGAUGAGUAUAGAAAAUUCCUUGUCCACCUACGAGCCGCACGCCUGCAUAGUCGUCUACUCCAUAGUGUCCCGGGACAGCUUCCAAGUUGCCGAAGAGAUGCUGAAUUAUCUAUGGCGAGAGCACUAUACCCAGGAGCGUACAGUGAUAGUGGUGGGUAACAAGGCAGACCUGGCGCGAAGCCGUACGAUAGACCCUAACGAAGGCAAGCAACUCGCUACCUCGAGGGAGUGCAAGUUCAUCGAGACGUCCUCGGGCAUUCAGCACAACGUCGACGAACUCCUGGUGGGAGUCCUUAAGCAGAUACGUCUUCGGGAGACGCGCGACAAGAAGCUGCGACGUCGCGGGAGCAAGGGCACGAUCUUGUCGAAAUUGCACGGAAGUAAGACGGCCCUGUCGCUCAAUCUGGCGCGGGAUAUUUUGAACAAGAUGUGCUUGAACGACAUCAAGAGCAAAAGCUGCGAGAAUCUUCACGUUUUUCCUGGACAUUGGAUCUUCCUCGAGGAUGAGCUUUUCGAUGCGUCCGCGCAGCUUUACGAACUUGGGGCCAAAAACAGACGGACCUGAGCUUGAGAACCCGUGAGCUUUUUUUGUCAUCUGCUUUCACGUGGUAACCACUUCUCGGGUGUAUCGCUGUAACAGUUUUAAUAAGCGCCGGGAGACCGAGCUUGCGUGAUUCCUCGUAUUCACGGAGAAAAAUCGCAGAUUUAAUAAAGAUUUAUUGUUAAAGCGACUGCGCGGCAAUGAGAUAACGUAACUGGCGGAAAAUAUACGUAAACAUAUUUUCUUUGAGAAAUAAAGUAAAUCUAUAAGUCUGAAUAGGUACAUAUACAUCAUCUUAAGGAACGCAAUGACGUUUCGUCGUUUCUUUAUCUACUUUUUGAACGUAUCUACUUUUCGUACCUGCUCUAUCACUAUAUAUACUACUGAUAUAUUACUAUACUUAUUGUAAAACUACUUUUCUUUUUCUCUAAGCAAUAUAUGCACGAUAUAUUAUACGUACCGUGAAUAUAUUUAAUAUACUUGAUUUAUAU
This is a messenger RNA of Cephus cinctus (wheat stem sawfly), 3495 nucleotides long. RefSeq lists its product as uncharacterized. Gene Ontology annotation, cellular component: plasma membrane. The coding region runs from base 1028 to 3028 and encodes 666 amino acids. NCBI's taxonomy places the organism in Eukaryota, Metazoa, Arthropoda, Insecta, Hymenoptera, Cephidae. The record is from RefSeq and is a predicted model, not a curated record. The transcript is spliced from 8 exons. Gene Ontology annotation, molecular function: calcium channel regulator activity; GTPase activity; GTP binding.